GGCCACGCCGCUGGGGAUUGGGAUCGGAUAAACGAUACUCAGUGUGAGCUCCAGGCCUCCCCAGACUGGAGCAAGAGCUGACGGUGCCCGCACUUCCUUCUCCGACGUCGCCGGCGCAUCGGCGGUGCGGCGCCGGCUCCUCCGCGGGGGUUGCGGAAGGGAUGCCCUGGACCACCUGCUCGGGCCCCAGUUCUGGGAGGCCCCCAGAGCGGCGGGCCGCUCACGGGGGGCGGCGAUGGUGCUGCACGCGAAGAAGUCCGCGCAGCUGCUGCGCGACCUGCAGAGAGCGAGGUGGCUGCCGCCGUUCAACGAGAAAGUAAUCAAGGAGGUGGCCGAUGAGAUCAACAACGAUUUCCGGGAGUUCAUGAGCCUGACGCGUAUGCUCGACGCGGACAUGGCAGAGGACCUGGAGGUGCCACAGGACACCGCAGGCGGCUUGAUGCUGUUCACCGACCUGAUGGAGCGGAACAAACGCAACAUUCUCAUCUACCUCAACCACCGGCUCGAGAAGAUCGAGGAGCUGAGGUGGGAGAUCGGCCACAUGAUCCCCGAGGACAAGUUGGGCAUGCUCAGCGAGGCAGAGAAGGUCUACCUGUAUAGGUACAACGACAUCCUGGACGACUACAUGAGACACUACGUCCCUGAGUGCAAGGCGGGCCUCGACCUCACCGCCGACGUCGAGGCCCCCGAGGAGAUGAACGUGCAGGUCCGCGUGUUGGACGACAGCGUGGGGGAGAUCCUCACUCCGGACACGGCGUAGUCCGCCUCCAGAAGGGAUGCCAGCUGUUCCUGAAGCGGACGGACGUUGAGCACCUGAUCCGCGCGGGCAAGGUUGAGCACGUGAGGACCGUCCGCGGGGAGGAUGUCGGCGCGAUGCGGUGAGGCCUCCUCGUGCCCGCCGCACGAGGCUGGUGUAGUUUUAAUAUACUCAGGUUCGUGGGCGUUCUCGCAUUUCUUCCCUCUCCUUUCUGCUUGCUGCCUCCCCUCCCGCCUCAUCCCCCCUCUUUCUCUUCUCUGCUGCUCCGCGUGGGUGGUGCUCGUGCACUGGGGCCUCGUCUGCUGAAGACUCUGAGGAGUGGCUAUCGACGGGCACAA
Molecule: messenger RNA, 1095 nt
Organism: Prorocentrum cordatum
Lineage: Eukaryota; Dinophyceae; Prorocentrales; Prorocentraceae
Source: the annotation of a GenBank genome assembly